GGUUGGGGUUUCAUUUCAGGUGGGAACAGAAAGAAAACAUAAAACAUGGGGUGGGCGAUAGCUUUGCACGGCGGAGCCGGCGCUAUUCCGGUCGAUUUGCCACCUGAACGCCUUGAGCCUCGAGAAGCUGCCCUCCGUCGUAUUCUUCAGAUCGGCGUCUCUGCUCUUAAUGCCAGAUGCUCUCCUUUAGACGUCGUUGAACUUGUGGUACGGGAACUGGAAAAUUGCCCACAUUUUAAUGCUGGAAAAGGAUCUGUUCUGACCACCAAUGGAACGGUUGAAAUGGAAGCUUGCAUCAUGGAUGGAAAUUCAAAGAGAUGUGGUGCAGUUUCUGGUGUCUCUACGGUUGUCAAUCCCAUCUCUUUGGCAAGACAGGUCAUGGAAAAAACUCCCCAUAUUUAUCUUGCAUUUGAUGGUGCAGAGGCCUUUGCAAGAGAACAGGGGCUUGAAACUAUAGAUGAGAGUCAUUUCAUCACUACAGAAAAUAUUGAGAGACUAAAGCAAGCAAAAGAAGCAAAUAGAGUUCAGCAAGAUUAUACACCACCGUUUAAACCAGAAGAUAAGAAGGAAACACCAGUUCCCGAUGGGGAUAGCAAACUUGGAACCGUUGGAUGUGUAGCCGUGGACAGUCUCGGGAACCUAGCGGCUGCAACUUCCACUGGUGGUCUGGUGAACAAGAUGGUUGGAAGGAUCGGGGAUACGCCCAUCAUCGGUGCAGGCACCUACGCCAAUAAGUUUUGCGCCAUCUCUGCAACCGGCAUAGGUGAAGCCAUAAUCCGUGAGACGGUGGCAAGAGACGUAGCGGCAGUAAUGGAAUACAAAGGGUUAGGUCUGAAAGAAGCAGCUGAUUAUAUUGUACAUCAAGUUUCACCAAAGGGAACCACUGGCCUGGUUGCUGUCUCUUCUACAGGUGAAGUUGCCAUGCCUUUUAACACCACAGGUAUGUUUAGAGCUUGUGCUACUGAAGAUGGGUUUACGGAGGUUGCUACUUGGGCCAUCUGAGACCUAGGUAGUUAAUUUCUCAUUAUAGGGACGAGAUCUGUUAAAAACACUAAACCGUAGGGACUAAAAAUGUAAUUAAUUCAAGAAAAUAUGAUUCAGUUGGAUGUUCCUUUCAAGCAUUAGGUUCCUUAAAAACACCAUUCAGAAAGUACUUGCUGUUGAUUCA
Molecule: messenger RNA, 1168 nt
Organism: Cynara cardunculus var. scolymus (artichoke)
Lineage: Eukaryota; Viridiplantae; Streptophyta; Magnoliopsida; Asterales; Asteraceae
Product: isoaspartyl peptidase/L-asparaginase
Exons: 5
Coding region: 46-1002 (318 amino acids)
Molecular function (GO): hydrolase activity
Source: RefSeq, a predicted model, not a curated record